AUUCUAGUCUCCUGGCGGACUAAUACCGUUCUAGGGUUUGUGGAUUCUCUCCUGGGAGCUAUGGCGGCAAUGGUGGAGGAGCCGCUCUAUCCGAUCGCAGUGCUCAUCGACGAGCUCAAGAACGACGACGUCCAGCUCCGGAUCAACUCGGUGCGCCGGCUGUCCACCAUCGCUAGGGCUCUGGGCGAGGAUCGGACGCGGCGGGAGCUGAUCCCCUUCCUCGCCGACGGCAGCGACGACGAUGAAGAGGUUCUUCUUGCCAUGGCCGAGGAGCUGGGGAAUCUUGUCCCCUACGUUGGGGGCGUGGAGUACGCGCAUUCUCUGCUACCCCCGCUGGAGGCGCUGUGCGAUGUGGAGGAGAGCGCGGUGAGGGAGAAGGCGGUGGCGUCGCUGUGCAAGAUCGCCAGUGUGAUGAACGAGCGCGAUCUUGUGGAAUGGUUUGCUCCGGUUGUCAAGAGGCUCGCGGCUGGAGAAUGGUUCACGGCUAGAGUGUCGGUGUGUGGACUGCUACACAUUGUCUACCCGAGCGCUCCGGAGCUUCUCCGAGCGGAAUUGAGAACCAUCUACAACCAACUAAGUCACGACGAUAUGCCUUUGGUGAGAAGGGCCGCCAUCUCCAACCUCGGGAAGUUUGCUGCUACCAUCGAGCCUGCGUUUCUAAAGACCGAUAUCAUGGCUGUCUUUCGGGACCUUACACAGGAUGAGCAGGAUUCGGUCAGGCUUCUAGCUGUUGAAGGCUGUGCUGCGCUUGGAAGGUUGCUACAAACAAGCGACUGCAUUGCCUGUGUGUUGCCGCUCAUACUAAAUUUCUCACAAGUAUGUCUCAUUCUUUUAUUGUUCCUGUUGCUGAUGCGGUGCGUGUUUCUACAGGACAAGUCCUGGCGGGUACGUUAUAUGGUUGCUAAUCAACUAUAUGAACUCUGUGAAACUGUUGGACCGGAAUGUACUAGGGUUGAUCUGGUCCCUGCCUAUGUGCGACUUCUAAGAGAUAACGAAGCGGAAGUCAGAAUAGCAGCAGCCGACAAAGUGACCAAGUUUUGUGAGAUAGUCCAGCCCGAGAUUGCCAUGCAAAGCAUUCUUCCAUGUGUAAAGGAACUUUCUCUAGACUCGUCACAACAUGUUCGUGCGGCUUUGGCUUCUGUAAUAAUGGGCAUGGCACCGGUUCUUGGAAAAGACGCGACAAUCGAACAGCUUUUACCAAUAUUUUUGGCCCUUUUGAAGGAUGAAUUCCCUGACGUUAGGCUCAACAUCAUAAGCAAGCUGGAUCAAGUCAACAAGGUUAUUGGUAUUGACUUGUUAUCGCAAUCGCUCCUACCCGCGAUUGUGGAACUGGCUGAAGACAAACACUGGCGGGUGCGGCUGGCUAUUAUUGAGUACAUUCCACUCCUUGCGAGCCAACUAGGAGUGGAAUUCUUUGAUGACAAGCUUGGUGCCUUGUGUAUGCAUUGGCUUGGAGAUCAGGUGUGUUCUAUCAGGGAAGCUGCCGCAAACAACCUGAAGAGGCUGACCGAAGAGUUUGGCACAGAAUGGGCUUGCAGACAUAUUAUUCCACAGGUGUUGGAGAUGAUUAACAAUCCUCACUAUUUAUACCGGCUGACGAUACUGUAUGCCAUUUCUUUGUUCGCCCCUGUUGUUGGCUCCGAAGUGACAUGCCAGAUGAUGCUACCAGUCGUGAUCAACGCUGCAAAAGACAGGAUUCCAAACGUGAAGUUCAACGUGGCGAAGAUCCUACAAUCGUUUAUCCCGAUCGUUGGCAGCGAGGUUGUUGAGCAGUCGAUUCGCCCAUGCUUGGUGGAGUUGAGCGAAGAUCCGGACGUGGACGUGAGAUACUUCGCGAACCAAGCGCUGCAGAGCUGUGAGCAAGCAAUGUCGAUGUGAUGGAAAGAACACCUCUGAUCUUACUUUGAUGAUAGAUACUUUUCUGAGGUGCUGGUAGAUUAUACAAGCUUACAUCAACACACGGUAUGUAUAGCGAGUUUUAUCAAAAUCGCG
Messenger RNA from Selaginella moellendorffii, 1992 nucleotides. RefSeq names its product serine/threonine-protein phosphatase 2A 65 kDa regulatory subunit A beta isoform. Bases 61 to 1878 code for a protein of 605 amino acids. The record is from RefSeq and is a predicted model, not a curated record. Gene Ontology annotation, cellular component: cytoplasm; protein phosphatase type 2A complex. Gene Ontology annotation, biological process: protein dephosphorylation. Gene Ontology annotation, molecular function: protein phosphatase regulator activity; protein binding. Lineage: Eukaryota; Viridiplantae; Streptophyta; Lycopodiopsida; Selaginellales; Selaginellaceae. The transcript is spliced from 12 exons.